Nerophis ophidion (straightnose pipefish) is the source of this 2359-nucleotide messenger RNA. RefSeq names its product protein tyrosine phosphatase non-receptor type 11b (gene ptpn11b). The transcript has 16 exons. Bases 186 to 1973 code for a protein of 595 amino acids. NCBI's taxonomy places the organism in Eukaryota, Metazoa, Chordata, Actinopteri, Syngnathiformes, Syngnathidae. Gene Ontology annotation, biological process: protein dephosphorylation. Gene Ontology annotation, molecular function: protein tyrosine phosphatase activity. The record is from RefSeq and is a predicted model, not a curated record.
UAUGCCUUUGUUGUGAAGACCGGAUCCGGAAGUGGAGUGGCUGGUUCGCCUGCACCACGUGUGGCUUGACAACGCCGUGAGACAGUAACCGGAGCUCGGCAACACUUUAGCCGGAACUCAGUGUAAACUCCAGCGCGGGCAGCGAGAGCACCUUUGACGGCGUCUGACCACCUGGAGCAACUGCGAUGACAUCUCGCAGGUGGUUCCACCCCAACAUCAGUGGACUCCAAGCAGAGCGCCUCCUGCUGACCCGGGGCGUCCACGGCAGCUUCCUGGCCCGACCCAGCAGGAGCAACCCUGGGGACUUUACCCUUUCUGUCAGACGUCAUGAUGAGGUGACCCACAUCAAGAUCCAGAACUCGGGUGACUACUAUGACUUGUACGGCGGAGAGACAUUUGCCACACUGGCAGAGUUGGUGCAGUACUACACUGAGCAGCAGGACCUGCUGAGGGAGAGGAACGGCCAAGUCAUCACCCUCAAGUACCCUCUCAACUGCAAGGACCCCACCUCUGAGAGGUGGUACCACGGGCACCUGUCGGGCCGAGACGCCGACAAACUGCUGACAGAGAAAGGAAAGGUGGGCAGCUUCCUGGUGAGGGAGAGCCAGAGCAAACCAGGCGACUUUGUCCUCUCCGUGGUGACACAGGAAGACCAGCAGGACUACGUGGAGCGCAGGACCAAGGUCACCCACGUGAUGAUCUGCUGCCAGGAGGGCAAAUACGAUGUGGGUGGCGGUGAAAGGUUCGACACCCUGGCGGAGCUGGUGGAGCACUACAGGAGGAACCCCAUGGUGGAGAAGAGUGGCAUUGUGGUGCACCUCAAACAGCCUUUUAACGCCACCAGGAUCAACGCAGCCAACAUCGACAGCCGAGUGCGAGAACUCAACAAAGUCGCCGACAAUUCCGACAAACCCAAGCAAGGAUUUUGGGAAGAGUUUGAGGUUCUCCAGCAGCAGGAGUGCAAGCUGCUGUAUCCUCGCAAGGAGGGCAUGAAGGCGGAGAACAAGAGCAAGAACCGCUACAAGAACAUCCUGCCUUUCGACAACACACGGGUGAAGAUCAGAGACGCCGACCCGGAAGUGGCCGGUUCUGACUACAUCAACGCCAACUACAUUCUGGGGAGUGGCAAGCGAGAGCAGGACAUGCAUGCAGCGGGUGAGGAGAAAGUCUUCAUCGCCACCCAAGGGUGCCUGCAGAACACGGUGGAUGACUUCUGGAAGAUGGUGCAUCAGGAGAACACGCACGUCAUCGUCAUGACAACCAAGGAGAUGGAGAGAGGUCGGAACAAGUGUGUGCGCUACUGGCCCAAGCUGCACACCACCAUGGAGCUGGGCAGCUUGCAGGUGAGGAACGUGGAGGAGCACACGGCACAGGAUUAUGUGCAGAGGAAGCUGCAGGUGACCCGACUAGACCGGAAGGACUCUAUGAGGCAGGUCUGGCACUACCAGUACCUGAGCUGGCCAGACCACGGCGUCCCCAACGAGCCAGGGGGUGUCCUCUGGUUCCUGGAGGAGGCCAACCGGACCCAGGCCUCCAUUGAGGGAUGUGGACCCAUGGUGGUCCACUGCAGUGCAGGCAUAGGAAGGACGGGCACCAUCAUCGUCAUCGACAUCCUCAUCCACCUCAUCAACCGCCAAGGACUGGACUGCGACAUCGACAUCCCAAAGACCAUCCAGAAGGUGCGGCAGCAGAGGUCCGGUAUGGUGCAGACCGAGGCGCAGUACAAGUUCAUCUACAUGGCGGUGCAGCAGUACAUGGACACCGCCCAGAAGAGGCUGGAGGAGGAGCAGAGGAGUACAGUGAAGGAGAGAGAGUACUCCAACAUCAAAUAUGUUCCCAACUGCACCUCCAGACUCAACAUGGCGUCUUCACGCUCCUCCUCUGUCGUGACAAAUGACGAUUCUUCAGGCGUGUACGAGAACAUCAACUUCAAGAGCUCCCAGACGUCCUUCAGCAGCAACACCAGGAGGUGAAAGAUGCUGCUGCUCUAUUGCUGAGACCUCCACCAUGACGGCUUUAUUCCCACCGGCUUGUGGCAGGAGCGAGGGUGGGGGGUUGGAGCUCCUCCUCGGCCCCACCAGAGUGCACCUUGCCUGGGCUGAGCGUGGCCGUCCCUCUCCCUCUGGCCUGGAGCUGGACGUGAGGACUUGGCCAUCGACGUGCCUUCUUGAACUUUUGGACUUGACCUCCAGCAAGGGUCAGAGGUCACCUGCAGCCAUGAAGACCAGUAAGACAUUCUCACGUCCGUACCCUCCAGAAAAAGGUGUAUUUUUGAACGCAGACACGAACAUGUGAACGCGAGUGUAAAUGUUUCUUAUACUGAUAUUUGCCAGACACUGAUUAAAUGAAUGUUGUGGAC